Pectinophora gossypiella (pink bollworm) is the source of this 2371-nucleotide messenger RNA. It is a transcript of the gene Prp3, whose product is annotated as U4/U6 small nuclear ribonucleoprotein Prp3. Gene Ontology annotation, cellular component: U4/U6 x U5 tri-snRNP complex. Gene Ontology annotation, biological process: mRNA splicing, via spliceosome. The transcript is spliced from 15 exons. Bases 215 to 2326 code for a protein of 703 amino acids. The record is from RefSeq and is a predicted model, not a curated record. Lineage: Eukaryota; Metazoa; Arthropoda; Insecta; Lepidoptera; Gelechiidae.
GUCAGUUAUGAAAACGUAAAUUAUCGCCGUAAAUCUCGUAUUUACUGUAAUUUUGCCGAUUAUAACGUGCAAGAAUGUUACCAACCUGUAACUAAUUUCUACAUAUUUAGUUUAAGUUCAAAUAAACUUCUAGAAAUACAAGAUUGAGUGAAGCGAAAGUGCAUAACCUCAAAGUGUUUUUCGUGUGUAUUUUACUUUAAGUUUUGCCAAUAAGAUGGCUUUGCAACUUUCCCGGAGAGAAGUGGAAGACAUCCGGUCAUCUUUGGACCGUGCUAUAUACAGAACUAUUGGUAAAUCCGAUAGUUCUUUGCUGUCUACCGUAUCAUCAUGUUUGACCAAUGGGUAUGAACGCAGAAAAAUAAUCGACAAGAUAUCAACCCACAUAGAUUCCAAGAAAGCGAGCAAGUUGGCAGAUAAAGUCAUCGCUUUAGCUCAAGAGUUGAUCUCGACUUCAAAAUCGUCAUCGAAACGUAAGCACGAAUCGGACAAGGAUAGGGACUAUAAGAGAUCCCGUCAUGACGACAGAAGACACGAAGAGAGGGAGAGAGAUGACAAGAAGAAGGAUGAGAGGGAAGAUAAGAAGGAGAAUAAUGGAGUCGAUAUUCCUGUGGCGUUACCGGUGGGAGAGACCGUUGGCUCCAAGAUCGCUGGGCUCAGCGCCGACAGGAUUAAGCUGAUGAUGGCAAACGCACAGAAAGAGAUUGAGGAGCGGAAGAGAGCCCUCACCGCUCUGAAGGGGGAGAGCCCUGGGGUGAACGCGGCGGUGGCUGCAGCACAGCAUAUCAAGCUCCAAGUCCAGCAGAGCAGCUCCAUGCCUCCACCAAGUGUUAUCAAGCCCACUCUCUACUCUAAACCAACGGCUGCGCCGGUGACCGCCGAGGAGUUGGAGAAGCAGAGGAAGAUAGCUGAGCUGCAGGCCAGGAUACAGAGGAAACUGGCCGGUGGAGCGCUGGCGCCGGCGGGCGCCUCGGGCCCGGCUCCCCUCAUCCUGGACAGAGAGGGUCGCACCAUAGACACGAGCGGGAAACGAGUACAGCUCACACACGUUGCGCCUACACUGAAGGCCAACAUUCGUGCGAAGCGUCGCGAGGAGUUCCGCGCGCAGAUGUCGGGCGUGGCGGCGCCCGAGCAGCCGGCCGGCGGCGCCUGGCAGGACCCGCGGCUGGCCGUCAAGCCGGCCGCGAGGACGAGGCGCGCGCUGCGCUUCCACGAGCCCGGCAAGUUCCGCCAGCUGGCCGAGCGGCUGCGGAUGAAGGCCCAGUUAGAGAAGCUACAGAAUGAAAUAUCUCAGAUAGCGAGGAAGACUGGAAUCUCGUCGGCGACCAAGCUGGCUUUGUUGACUUCAGACACAGCCGACACAGAUAGAGUGCCCGAUAUAGAGUGGUGGGACAGCGUGAUACUAAUGACACCAGAGGAAAGGGAACAAAAACGCAAACGGACAACGACAGACAGCAGAAGCGACACGGCGCGUGUGGACGCGUGUAACACCGGCGACGACGACAUAGUGGACAACCUAAAUGAAGACGCCAUCACCAACCUCGUGGAGCAUCCUCAGCAGUUACGGCCGCCCACGGAACCACUGAAGCCGACCUACAUGCCAGUGUUUCUCACCAAGAAAGAGAGGAAGAAACUCCGUCGACAGAGCAGAAGAGAAGCGUGGAAGGAGGAACAGGAGAAAGUGAGACUGGGGCUUGAAGCGCCGCCCGAGCCCAAACUGAGGAUAUCAAACUUAAUGCGCGCGCUGGGCACGGAAGCGACGCAGGACCCGACGGCCAUAGAGGCCAAAGUGCGCGCGCAGAUCGCCAAGCGCCAGAAGGCGCACCUCGACGCCAACCGGGCGCGGGCGCUCACGGACCAGCAGAAGCGGGAGAAGGCUGAUCGCAAAAUAAGGGAAGAUACAACGGUAGCGGUUCAUGUGGCUGUUUACAGAGUGAAAGACCUGUUCGAGUGUGCGUCAGCGAAGUUCAAGGUGGAGGUGAACGCGCAGCAGCUGCACAUGACGGGGUGCGUGGUGCUGCACCGCGGCUGCUGCGUCGUGGUGGUGGAGGGCGGGCCCAAACAGCACAGCAAGUACAAGCGAUUGAUGUUGAACCGUAUAAAGUGGGAGGAUGAUACUGUGAAGGACGCUGACGGUAGCGAGGUGCCGAACAGCUGCCAGCUGGUGUGGGAGGGGGUGGUGAAGCAGCGGGCCUUCGGAGAGAUCAAGUUCAAGGUGAUACCGACGGAGAAGCAAUGUCGAGAGCAUUUCCAGAAACACCAUGUGGAACACUAUUGGGACCUCGCCUACAGCGGAGCUGUGUUAGGAUCCGCCGUUGAAGACCCGUAGACCUUCGUCCCUAGCAGCAUCACGUUCCCACAGGGUCCGCUCACC